AUGGCGAAGAUAUUUUCGCAUCUGUCCGUCGCAGACCGGUGUUCCGUGUCGCUCGUGUGUCGCCUGUGGUUUCGCUACGAGCGACUGCUGCCGCAUUACAUGCAGAGCGAGGUGAGCGCAACGGAACUCCGCUUCAUUCUGCGCCGUUUCCCCCUCAUCCGCACGCUGCGCGUCCGCUGCCUCGGUCCCACCGUGCUGCCGGGAGCGCCGCGGGAGGAGCGCGCGGAGGACCGUUACCACAAGCGCCCAGGCGGAGGGGGAGGGGGGGGAGUGCGAGCAGGGGGUGGGGGCGGCGGGGUGCAGGUCGGGGGAAGCGGAUCAGAGGCUGGGGGAGGCGAAACGCAGGCAGGGGGAGCCUGGGCAGCGGCUGUUGGGGGAGGAGAACCGCGGAACGACUCCCCGAACGCGGCCGCCAUUACUCCCCCUUCCGCCGCCGCCGCCGCGUCUCCUAUCAGCGACCAGCAAAUCCUAGACGGGUCAGCCAUUGUGCGGCUGCUCUCGCUCAACACGCCGCUGCAGAUCCAACAGGUGGCCGGCACGCAGGUGGAAUACCUCUCCAUCUGUAACUGCGGCGAGUUCGAGGUUCACCAGGGUUUAAGGGAUUACCUAACGCAUACUAUUGCCACGUGGGGGCGUACCAUUCGUCAUAUCGAGAUGCACGAUCCGUUGCCGUUAGCGGACGAGUUUUGGAAAUGCGUGGAAGGGCAUCCGAUGCUUAGCAAAGUGACGGUGUAUAAGUGCACGCACUUAACGGACCGGUUCGUGCGCCACGUGGCGCGGUGCGGCGCGCUGAAGGAGCUGUCGAUCGCCAGCUGUCCGAACGUGAGUGGCGGCGGGUUUGCUGAGCUGGCGGAGAAGUGCCCGGGAUUGGAGGGAAUGGUUCUGGAAGAUCUGAGUCUGUCCGUUGUGGCGAAGAAAGCGCGCCGUGCGCCUGGGGCAGGGCGGGCGGGCGGGCGAGGGGUGGGGGAAGGGGCGUUGGAAGCGGAAAGGAUACGGGGAGGGGAAGGAGAAAGCGCGGGGGGAGGGGCAGGGGAGGAUGUGCGCAUGGGCGAGGGGGGAGGAGAGGCGGAGAGAGGGGCUGGCGGCAUGGAAGGUGGGGAGGGGCGAGAGGGGGACAUGGCGCAAGAGGGCGUAGGGCGGGCGGGUGAGGGGAAUGGGGAGGUGACGGCAAAUGAGGCGGAUGGGUGGGAUGGGGCGAUGAGGCUGAGUGGAGAAGCAGAGGGGGAAGCAGCAGGAAAGGGAGGCAGUCUCGCUGCAUCCUUCCCCAAUCUCUCCUCCUUGAAACUCAUCAACUGCGCGCUCGAUGCUCAUUGGCUGGAAAUGUUUGCCGGGCAGCUGGCCGCCCUGCGCAGGCUGACCGUCAUGGCCUGCCCGGACCCGCUCGACCGAUUUUUUCUGACCGCUGCCCGAACAGCUGCCCGGCUGGAGAGCGUGGAAAUAGUAGACUGCGAGGGUGUGAGUGACCGUGGUAUUGUGGCUCUUUUGAACGGCUGCCCGACAAUCAACUCCCUGACACUGAGUGGGUGCGAGGGAGGGCAGGUAGACGGAGGAGGAGAAGGGGGCGGAGGAAGAAGAGGAGGGAGAGGGGGAGGAGGCGAUGGGGGCGGAGAGGGCAGUGGAGCGGCGAGGGUGACGGAUGAGAGUCUGAGGGCGGUGGUGGUGCAUGGAGUGGGGUUGCGAUCGCUGCAGCUCAAAUGGAGCCCCGGCUUCACUGGCCUGCAUCUCGCAAGGGACGUGCUGGAUGCACGACGGCUGCACCUAGAGGGGUUGGAUGGGCUCUCCGAUUCCUUCCUGCUGCUCGCUGCUGCCACCCUCCCCCGCCUCUCCACAAUCGCCGUGGAAUAUUGCAGGGAGAUCUCAGAAGCUGGGCUGAACCCCCUGGUGAGGUCGUGUCAUCGCCUGCAGCACAUGUGCUUCUCUGGCUUCCGCACCACCCACCUCUCCGACCUCCUCCUUCACACCAUUGCAUCGCACUGCCCGCUGCUCACCACUCUCACUCUCCGCGCCUCGCCCCCUGCGCUCAUCUCAUUCCCAUCUCAACGAAGCUCGCCUCUUCAUGCCCUAUCACCGCACCGCAACGCGCCGCACUCCUCUUUUGCUUCCCCUCGACCCCACACUCCUCGUUCCCCAUUGCUUUCUGCUUCCCCCAGUCUGCUCAAGUUCCUCCAGCACAACCCUUGGUUUCCUGCGCCCUCGUGCCUCGUAUGCGAUGAUGGCCACUGA
Molecule: messenger RNA, 2223 nt
Organism: Closterium sp. Naga37s-1
Lineage: Eukaryota; Viridiplantae; Streptophyta; Zygnematophyceae; Desmidiales; Closteriaceae
Source: the annotation of a GenBank genome assembly